CUUUCAAGUUCAAUUGGGGCCAUGGCAUUGGCUGUACAUGCAAUGAUGCAUGGGUCCUGCCACCGUGACCACUGCCGGUGCAGUAAUUCCUGAAGCCUGGUCUUAACAGAUCUGAACGAGGGAACGAAAUGCAUGUCGCGUUUUGGGAGCUCUCCCAAGUUUCAGCUGGUUGGCAUGCUUGAAAGGAUUCCUCAGCGCCCCAUCGAGAAGUGAUCCAGGGUGAAUCCAUUUUGUGAGUGGAUUUGACCGAAGACGAGCAGCGGUGCGUGCCUAUAAGAAAGGAGCCGGACGCAGAGGCACAGCACGUCCUCCGGGAGCAAAGACCACAUUUGUCGGUACAAGAGGAGAGAUGCAAGCAUCAGCAUUCAAGUAAACAAGUAACUGCCAGUCGUACACAAGCUCGGCAUUGUACUCCAAGAGCUGUUUGUGAGAAGUGCUGGUCAAAAGAAGUAACAUGCACAACAACCCGUGACCAUUGGCGUACAAGCCGGUGGAAGAAACCACACCUCGCAAUCAUGGCCGUUACAGAUCGCUUAGAUCGCGAUGCCAUCAGCGACGCCCUCCCCAGCGAAUCCACUGACCGCGCGUAUGAGCACUCUCAGCAGAUCAAUGUUGACGGCUAUGGGCCUCUUCCUGACGAAGAAGGGGGGCCGAAUGUCAGCGGCGAACCACCCCCUUUCAGCUGGAGAAAGCUGUGGGCGUUUACGGGCCCGGGCUUCCUGAUGUCCAUAGCGUAUUUGGACCCAGGAAAUCUAGAGAGCGAUCUCCAGGCGGGCGCGCAGGCGGGAUACCAGCUGCUGUGGGUACUCUUCUGGGCGACACUAAUGGGACUGAUUAUCCAGCUGACAGCCGCUCGCUUAGGCGUCGCAACAGGGAAGCACCUCGCCGAGUUGUGUCGAGAGAAGUAUCCCUUUGUUCCACGUAUCAUUCUGUGGAUAAUGACCGAGAUUGCAAUUGUUGGGGCGGAUAUUCAAGAGGUGAUUGGGACGGCGAUCGCCAUCCAGAUUUUGAGCAACGGCCGUGUUCCCCUUUGGGUCGGAGUGCUGGUUACGGCAGCAGACAGCACACUGUUUCUCUUCCUGGAACAGAUCGGCGUGCGCAAGCUUGAGGCGUUCCUGGGCUGCCUGAUCGGCAUUAUGGCCAUCGCCUUUGCGCGACUCUUCGUGGAGGCACGUCCGAACCCCGUCGCAAUCGCCAAAGGCCUCCUUGUUCCGUACGUCGCUCCGAGUGCCAUCCAGCAAGCAGUGGCGAUUGUAGGGGCAGUCAUCAUGCCGCACAACGUUUUUCUGCAUUCCGCCCUCGUUCAAUCCCGCAGCAUCGACACCCGCAACGAGUCGCGCGUCCGCGAGUCACUGCGCUACUACUCGAUCGAGAGCACGGCGGCACUGAUACUCUCCUUCCUGAUCAACGUAUUUCUGACGACCGUCUUCGCGAAGGCGUUCUUUGGGAAGCCCCAGGCGAAGCUUAUUGGGAUGGCGAAUGCGGCGGAGUAUUUGAAGAAACACUUCGGGGGGCUCGGCUUCGUGCCGAUGCAAUACGUGUGGGCCAUAGGUCUCCUCGCCGCAGGCCAGAGCAGCACCAUGACUGGCACUUACGCCGGCCAGUUCGUGAUGAGCGGCUUCCUCAACUGGAAAAUAAAGGCGUGGAAACGAGUGCUGAUCACUCGGUGCUUUGCGAUCGUUCCGACGAUGGCUGUGGCCGUCUACUUUGGCAGCGAGCGGGGGAGCCAACUGGACGUCCUUAACCAGUGGGUCAACGUGUUGCAGUCCGUCCAAGUUCCGUUCGCGCUGCUUCCGCUCAUGAUGCUGGCGUCAUCCCGGUCCGUCAUGGGGCCCUUUGUCAUCAGCAAAACGAGAACGGUGCUGUGCUGGCUGAUCGUGCUGCUGGUGUUGUCCAUCAACGGCUACCUGCUGGUCGUGUUCGCCAUCACGCAAGCCCCGCGAAUCGCAGCCGUACACGUGGCGCUCGCCCUAGGCGCGGCCGCAUAUCUGUCGCUGGUCGUGUACCUGGGGUUAGGACCUGAGCGAGUUGCCGCGAUUCUCGAAAGACGAAAACAAAGAUCACAGGGUCGUAGUCCAUUGCUCGAGGAGAAACGAUCGACUGACCGGAGGCAGCCCGAAGAGUAAAUCUAGCGCUACUUUAUAGCUAUUGCAUGCUGUACCAUACAUAUAUCAAAAACGGACUGGGAUCGUCCAUGAACGGACAAGGACGAUCCAUCGCAGCGCGCAUGACAUCGAGCUCGUGCGCCGAACAUUGAUUGAAGCAGAUAGUGUGGAGGUGCAAAGAAUGUCAGCACCAGGCAGCAUUUGCCAACGAACCACAAGUACAAAAACAAAUUGGCAACCGGUCAAGCGAAGGGCCGCUUCAGCUUAAUGUACAGGUCUAGUCGUCUGCCUCGCAGACUUACAUAGAAAAUAGUCCAA
Klebsormidium nitens is the source of this 2423-nucleotide messenger RNA. The record is from the annotation of a GenBank genome assembly. Lineage: Eukaryota; Viridiplantae; Streptophyta; Klebsormidiophyceae; Klebsormidiales; Klebsormidiaceae.